AACACCAAACAAAGAGGGAGAUCCACAAACUACAAUUACAAAACUAGUGAAAAAACAUCAGUGGACUGUCUCUCAGCUUCUUCCUCUGAGAGAGUUUGGUUAAAGCGGAAAUGGCUGGGUACAGAGCUGAGGACGAUUACGAUUACCUGUUCAAGGUGGUUCUGAUCGGAGAUUCCGGCGUCGGAAAAUCAAAUUUGCUCUCCAGAUUCACCCGGAACGAGUUCAGCCUCGAGUCCAAGUCCACCAUCGGCGUUGAGUUCGCCACUCGGAGCUUAACUGUCGAUUCCAAAGUCGUCAAGGCCCAGAUUUGGGACACCGCUGGCCAAGAAAGGUACCGAGCCAUUACAAGUGCUUACUACCGAGGAGCUGUGGGUGCGCUUUUGGUUCCCAACAUCGUGGUCAUGCUCGUCGGUAACAAAUCCGAUCUCCGUCACCUCGUGGCAGUCUCCACUGAGGUUGGGAAAUCCUUCGCAGAGAAGGAAUCCCUCUACUUCAUGGAAACGUCUGCACUCGAAGCAACCAACGUGGAUAACGCAUUCGCCGAAGUUCUCACUCAGAUUUACCACAUUGUGAGCAAGAAGGCCAUGGAAACCAGCAACGAUGUAGCUUCCACCGUUCCUUCCAAAGGCGAGAAGAUCGACGUCACUAAAGAUGUCUCGGCUGUCAAGAAACCCGGGUGUUGUUCGAGCUAGGACUUCAAAACCUACACCUAGAUCAUGAUGUGGCCGGUUUAUGUUGCUGCAUCGAUUGAUUUCUCUGUACACCAUUAUCGAUGUGUUGAAAUUCUUUUUCAGAUCCCUUCAGUAAGGGAGUUAGGCGGGGCACUGAUUUUUAUUGUAUUUCCAUAUAUUUUUUUUUCUCAUUUGGAACCGGUAUUUCAAUCAACUGAUGACAGAGAGCUUGCUUAGGAACAAGAUUUACUAGAUCUGUUGCGACAUUAAUUUGCUCACAGAAUGUUAUUAUUAGCUCUUCGAAUUCGUAGGAGUUGUCUGUAUUUUGAAAUUGUUCGUUGGACCCCAUUAGUCGAAAUAUAAAAGUAGCCUGGCAGUUUUCAA
Messenger RNA from Morus notabilis, 1055 nucleotides. RefSeq names its product ras-related protein RABA1c. NCBI's taxonomy places the organism in Eukaryota, Viridiplantae, Streptophyta, Magnoliopsida, Rosales, Moraceae. Gene Ontology annotation, molecular function: GTPase activity; GTP binding. The record is from RefSeq and is a predicted model, not a curated record. Gene Ontology annotation, cellular component: endosome.